AUGGAAAAAGGGAUCUUUUUGUUGCUGUUGGUGAUUCUUUUUGGGAAUUUAACGUUCACUGCCGUCGACAGCGUAUCCGUUAGGGUUCCGAUUUGUGCUAUGAGGUCUGUUAAAGAUUACACCUUAGGGUUUCAAGAUCAGUCUUGUACAGUUUCUGAUAAUGAAUUAGCUGAGCGCCCUAAUUUCGUUACCGUCACCGAGGGUGAUGACCGUUGGUUGCAAAUUGCUUUGGAUAUGAUUCAUAAGAACAAGUGUGACUAUGUGGCUUUGUUCUUCUAUGCAUCAUGGUGUCCUUUCUCAAGGUCUUUUAGACCGAGUUUUGAUGUCAUCUCUUCUCUCUACUCCUCAAUUCCUCACUUUGCAAUUAAAGACACAUCCGUUAAGCCAAGUACUCUCUCUAAGUAUGGCGUUCAUGGGUUUCCUACUCUCUUACUUAUGAAUUCAACUAUGCGGGCACGAUACCGAGGGACCAGAAUACUUGAUUCUCUUGUUGCUUUCUACAGAGAUGUUACUGGCAUUGAAACACUGGAAAAGACUUCUCUCGAAAAAAGCUUAUUGGUUCCCCAUCUCGGGAAUGAAAACAACACUGAGCCAGAGAACUGCCCUUUCACAUGGGCAAGAUCGCCUGAGAAUAUGCUUCGACAAGAAACCUAUCUAACUCUUGCUAUUGUAUUCGUAGUGUUGAGAUUGCUCUAUUUCGUUUUCCCUACGCUGUUUGUGUUUGCCAAGUUUACUUGGCGACAGAUUGCUCAAAACAUGAGACUAGAAAGCUUGCAAGAACAUACCGUCGGAUUUCUGAGCCGAACUGUACAACUAUGCAUGUAUCUUAAAGAGCCUUGCAAGAGGAGCAAUCUGCAGGGAGGAGCCAUGAACGCUAGAGCAUGGGCCUCCAAGUCUUUGGCCACUGUCUCCAUUGGGGACUCGAGCUCAUCAAACAGGGGAAUUUCAGCUUCUCAGUGA
Molecule: messenger RNA, 960 nt
Organism: Eruca vesicaria subsp. sativa (arugula)
Lineage: Eukaryota; Viridiplantae; Streptophyta; Magnoliopsida; Brassicales; Brassicaceae
Source: the annotation of a GenBank genome assembly